AGUGCACAUUUGUCCAUCGCUAAAUUGCGCGCCCUUUGCAUUUUGUGCCUCUGGUUGAUAAUUUUAACUUUUUUUUAAUGAUUUUCGAAGGAAAAAUCAUUUUUGAUAUUUUAAAAAGGUCACUUACUGAAAAAUUAGACACCCAAAAUGUCCGGAGAAGCUGAGUUGGCCUCCAAAUGGACACGACCCGAUGAUUUCAUACGGCUCCAGCUGCUCAAGCAAAAGAAAAAGCGUUUGGCCGCCCGUGUGAGCAACAACAAUAACAACAAGAGAGCGGACCUCCAGUUGGAUGAAACGGACAAAACCAAACUCUUGGAAGCAAAGUUGGCACAGAAGCGAAAAAAUCCCUUCGCCAAGUCCACAGAUGAUGCCAAGAAGCAAAAAAUCGAUCUGGAUUUGCCCAAUAAAGAGCCUGUCACCGCUUCCUCCUGUUUUGUGCGAGAGACACCAACUCGCCCGCCGCCCGCAAAGUUCCUACUGCAGAAAUUCGAUCCGCAGGCCUUUCAGAAGUUGCUGCACCAACCCCAUAUUAAUGCCGAAGAGGAGGAUGAUGCUGAUUUGGCGGCCCGACAAAAACACACAACCCACCUGCCUGUGGACUGGUGCUUGAAGUCGCGUGCUCGCUUUUUCUGUCCAACAGAGCUUCCAGCCAUUCAGCUGAAAACAUCCCAGCUGGCCAGCGGGCUUACCAGUUUUGUCCGCUGUAUGGAUCCCCAGCGAACCGAAAGCACACUAGACAUCUCGGAUGCCACUCGUUUCAACCAGUGCACCUACUAUUGGCAGCAUCCCCAUCUGCCAUGGCUGACUCUUUUUCCUCGUAACGCCAAGGAGAAUAACGGCGUGGUCAUUGGUGAAAAGGAACGAAAAGCAUUGGCCGAAGAGUGGGACUACAGCUUUCGCGGAUUGUUUCAGUUGUUGCGCGCCCGCCAGUGUCCGUACUUUUACGUGUGCGCCAAUUCUUUUACCGUCUUGUUUCGAGCAGCCGGAGUGGGCGGUCGGGCAGAGAGCCAUGCUCUGGUUACACCCUCUACUCGGGGCAUGCGGCAAGCAUUGCGGCAGGAGGGAAUUGAAUUCAGCAUGCCCUUGAAAAAUGAAACUGCUGGAAGUAAUGGAAACGACGGUAGUUUCACUGAGGAUACCAAUAGUACCAGCUCCGUGGUCCAAGAACCCCCUGAAGAAGCAGCUCCCUUGGCCCAAGAAGACGAAGACGAUGACGAGGACUGGCUUGAGAGUUUAGGUGUGGAUGAACGAGAACUUCGACGUAUACAAUCCUCUCAUGCGCGCAAACAGCAAGCAGCUGAAAUGCGUGAGGACUUCAGCGACAACUCACUGCUCCUCAUCGAUGGCGUGGAGUGUCAGGGAUUCUUUAGCUACCUUCUAAAUGCCAAAAGUGCUAUUAGUACUGUGGGCCGUUUGGCCGGAGUGCCUCCCACUCUUCUAUCGCCAGUUGCUUUUCCGAAAGCUACUAUGCAGCAUUUGGUACCGCGUUCAAAGAAAGUCCGCCUCGAUGGCGUCGACUACUUUAGCGUGGACAUUAAGGGUGUUAUAAUGCCCACUUUCCUACCCAGCGUUGUUGAAUUAUUUUGCGAAACUCGUGAGAUGUUUAGCUCCACGUUGGCUAGCAGCAUCAAUACUCUAGCGUUUAGCAAAGCCACCCAAAAGCUUCUCGAGAGCCCAGAGGCGCCUCAGUCGGAAGGAGAUGAAGAGGACGCUGCCGGACACGUCUUUGGUGAGCAAAAUCUUUCCGAAUGCGGAUUGCUGCCCUCUGUAGUUGGUUCCAUAUGCAGAACUGGCCAACACGCUGUGGGUCUUCUGGAGCGUGUUUGCUACCAGAAGGGCGAAGGAUUUGCCUGGAGCUAGGACGGAUUGUAUCUUAGUACCUUAUUCCAUCCUCUUUU
Molecule: messenger RNA, 1898 nt
Organism: Drosophila bipectinata
Lineage: Eukaryota; Metazoa; Arthropoda; Insecta; Diptera; Drosophilidae
Gene: hd
Product: humpty dumpty
Biological process (GO): nuclear DNA replication
Cellular component (GO): nucleus
Source: RefSeq, a predicted model, not a curated record